UCACCUGGUCCUUUGCUCACUCAGCCCCUCGGAGCCAACCCCGCAGCACCUCUGCGGGUCCUGGGAAGGAGAUGCUGCUCCGCUGCUUCCACACAGAGCAGAGACUCUCGGCCGCACAUGAAGCAGACCAGGAUCUCGUCCUUCUUCAGCAGAACAGAUGAAACAGACAAAGAAAACUGCAGGCCGCAUCCUUCCAUCCCGCAUAAGGACUGGAAAGGAAAAGGUAUUUCUAUGGCUGCCUCCCCUGUGAAGAUCUUGGCUUUGCCGCGGAUGGAGGGAGCCCAACACCAACCACCCUUCCGAGGCAAGGAGGGGACAGCACCGGUUACAGCCCAGUGUUGUGCAGAUCCUCUCACAGAGCCACAGGUGGAGGUCUCCAGUGGGGUAGGAGAGGGUCGCUGGUGCUCCAGCCCCGCACGCGGUUCAGAGGGCACCCAGCUCAUCCCUCACACACACAAAGCCCAGUUGGUGGCUGGAGAAGCAGCUUCAUCCAGCAGCAGCAGGGGAUGCAAACCAGAGGGCCUGGAACCCCCUGAGGAGGCAAAGGCAGGACUUGACUUCCACUGGAGACUUGGUGCAGAGCAGAAUAAGAAACCACAGCAAGGGAGCAGUGUUAAUGCUUUAAGUGAUUUCACUGAGAACAGAAACCCCGCUGUCAUGAGCAGCAGGACCGAGGCUCCUGGCUUUCAUCUGUCUCCACAGGGACCAGGUAGAGCGUGGCCCCUGCGAGAGCGCAGCCAGAACGCGGGUGCUGCUUCAGCUGAGGCAGGAUGGGACAGUCCCCGCAGGGAGCUCUUCACCCAGGACUCGGAAGGGAACAGGGUGAUCGCUCACUGGGAGGUCCCAUCUCCAUGCAGGCAGCUGCCCUGCUCUCCCUCCAAGGGCUGUUCCAGCAGUGCUGCAGGAUGGAGCUGGAGCGAAGGGGAGCAGGAGCCGGAGCUGGGCUAUGAGCUGCUGUUCACGCAGGAUUCGGAGGGGGGCAGAGUGAUCAAGCACUGACCCGAGCCCUCGAACGGGUUGGGCAGCCUCUGGAAAGCG
Messenger RNA from Neopsephotus bourkii (Bourke's parrot), 1038 nucleotides. RefSeq lists its product as uncharacterized. The record is from RefSeq and is a predicted model, not a curated record. Bases 118 to 999 code for a protein of 293 amino acids. Lineage: Eukaryota; Metazoa; Chordata; Aves; Psittaciformes; Psittacidae. The transcript has 2 exons.